GCAUUUAUGGCCGUAGAGGCAGCGGCAGCGGAACAAAAUGGCUUUGAGACGAGAGUGAACAGACUCCCGAAACCCUGGCCGUUUCCCCGGAUCCAGGGGCCCGACGCGCUCCACCUGGGCGCUGCCAUCUUACAAGGAAGAGAGGGGCGAGCCAAGACCACGUGGAGAAGGGCGACUACAGUGAGGCGGGAGUGGGUGGGCCCUGCAGGUCACGUGGUGCGGGGUGGGGCCUGGGCGAGUCACGUGGGGACGGUGCACGCUCAGUGCGGCUGCGCCGGCCGGUAGCUGCAGCUGGAGCAGUGGCGUUUGGAGGAGACUCGAAACUGGAUGGCUUCUACAGGGAGCCAGGCCUCUGAUAUAGACGAGAUUUUUGGAUUCUUCAAUGAUGGCGAACCUCCCACCAAAAAGCCCAGGAAGCUGCUUCCAAGCUUAAAAACUAAGAAGCCUCGAGAACUUGUGCUAGUGAUUGGAACAGGCAUUAGUGCUGCAGUUGCGCCCCAAGUUCCAGCCCUCAAAUCCUGGAAGGGGUUAAUUCAGGCCUUACUGGAUGCUGCCAUUGAUUUUGAUCUUUUAGAAGAUGAGGAGAGCAAAAAGUUUCAGAAAUGUCUCCAUGAAGACAAGAACCUGGUCCAUGUUGCCCAUGACCUUAUCCAGAAACUCUCUCCUCGUACCAGUAAUGUUCGAUCCACAUUUUUCAAGGACUGUUUAUAUGAAGUAUUUGAUGACUUGGAGUCAAAGAUGGAAGAUUCUGGAAAACAGCUACUUCAGUCAGUUCUCCACCUGAUGGAAAAUGGAGCCCUCGUAUUAACUACAAAUUUUGAUAAUCUCUUGGAACUGUAUGCAGCAGAUCAGGGGAAACAGCUUGAAUCCCUUGACCUUACUGAUGAGAAAAAGGUCCUAGAGUGGGCUCAGGAGAAGCGUAAGCUGAGCGUGUUGCAUAUUCACGGAGUCUACACCAACCCUAGUGGCAUUGUCCUUCAUCCGGCUGGAUAUCAGAACGUGCUCAGGAACACUGAAGUCAUGAGAGAAAUUCAGAAACUCUACGAAAACAAGUCAUUUCUUUUCCUGGGCUGUGGCUGGACUGUGGAUGACACCACUUUCCAGGCCCUUUUCUUGGAGGCUGUCAAGCAUAAAUCUGACCUAGAACAUUUCAUGCUGGUUCGGAGAGGAGACGUAGAUGAGUUCAAAAAGCUUCGAGAAAACAUGCUGGACAAGGGGAUUAAAGUCAUCUCCUAUGGAGAUGACUAUGCCGAUCUUCCAGAAUAUUUCAAGCGACUGACAUGUGAGAUCUCCACAAGGGGUACAUCAGGGAUGGUGAGAGAAGGUCAGCUAAAUGGCUCAUCUGCAGCACACAGUGAAGUAAGAGGCUGUAGUACAUGAGCGAGCUAGAGAAAUCACCACCGUUUAGACCAAGCUGUAAGGCCCUACUACACAGUGUUUAACAAGUAAACUUACAAGAACCCAACACAACUCCCAGAAAGUAACAAUAGCCAGAGGUUGAAGGGCGGGGUAGAAGAGGGGGGAAUGUUGCAGCGUAAUCCUUCAUACCACCUGGUUCUUGAUAUUCUGCUGCCUGUUCAAGUUCAAGAAUAAAAGUGACAGCAGGACCCAAAUGCAGCUCCUAACCCACUCCCCACGCUGGACAUGCUUGUGUCCACACAGCACACCAAUGUGAUACUUCCACUGACCGGCUGCAGCUCUGCAUGAAGGACUUGGGGUCUGGAUGCCAUGGAAUCACUGUGGCUCUUGUUGCAGUUUUGUACUCUAUACUUGGUUUUUCAAUUAAGCUUAAUGGCUUUUUUAAAACAUGACUUGAAGCUCUAGUUUUCUAGAUCUUUUACAGUGUACAGUAUUUUACAUAACUAAGCUGUAUUAAAAGCUUGUUCAUUUA
Messenger RNA from Gorilla gorilla gorilla (western lowland gorilla), 1891 nucleotides. It is a transcript of the gene SIRAL1, whose product is annotated as family with sequence similarity 118 member B. The coding region runs from base 328 to 1380 and encodes 350 amino acids. The transcript has 8 exons. The record is from RefSeq and is a predicted model, not a curated record. NCBI's taxonomy places the organism in Eukaryota, Metazoa, Chordata, Mammalia, Primates, Hominidae.